GUUGAUGCCGGUGCACUCAAUCUCCCUAACAUCUCACCCUUUUUUCCCUAUAAAUUAACCCCCUCCCCUUUUAACAAUCUAAACCAAACCCCACACACACAUACAACAACACUCACUCUCAAUUUCUCAAACCCCUCUUUUGUAUCCCAAAAACACAAAGAACAAAUAGCUAAAUACCAAACACAAAACAACAAAACACAACUUUGAGGAAAGACAUGGAGAAUGACACAAUUAGAAACACUCCUUCUAAAUUUUCUCACUCUUCUUCACUUCCACCUCUUGCUUCUCAAAUUGUGAUGAGUCCUUGUGCUGCUUGCAAGAUUUUGAGAAGAAGGUGUGCUGAGAAAUGUGUGUUGGCACCUUAUUUUCCUCCCACUGAACCUGCCAAAUUUACCACUGCUCAUCGUGUGUUUGGUGCUAGCAACAUCAUCAAGUUCUUACAGGAACUACCGGAGUCUCAACGAGCCGAUGCAGUGAGCAGCAUGGUUUAUGAGGCAAGUGCAAGAAUAAGAGAUCCAGUAUAUGGAUGUGCUGGUGCAAUUUGUCACCUCCAAAAUCAAGUGAAUGAGCUUCAAGCACAAUUAGCCAAGUCACAAGUUGAACUUAUGAACAUGCAAUUGCAACAAUCCAAUCUAUUGGCCAUGAUUUGCAUGGAAAUGAAUGAAACUCCACAAGAAUCACCACAGCAAUCAAUAGACAACUUCAUUUCAAGUCCUACUUAUAGUAGUGAUUAUCAAAACAAUCUCAACUUCUUUGAGGACAACACUAGCCCAAAUUCAUUGUGGGAGCCUCUUUGGACAUGAAGAUUAAUGAGAAUCAUAUUAUUAUACUAAUUUAUCUCAUAUAUUGUAAGACAUUUCAAAAUUGUUUUGAUUACAUAUAGGAGUCGAUUAUAUUUCAGAAUUGCCUAUCAGAUAUGAGUUUAGUGAUAAAAGUUUAAUCUUGUAACUCCGAAAAAUGGAGUUAAGAACUUAUUGAGAAUGUAAAAUUAUCGUCAGGGUAAUUUAAGUAAUAAAUAAACUUUAUAUUUUCU
Vicia villosa (hairy vetch) is the source of this 1033-nucleotide messenger RNA. RefSeq names its product LOB domain-containing protein 1-like. The transcript has 2 exons. The record is from RefSeq and is a predicted model, not a curated record. Lineage: Eukaryota; Viridiplantae; Streptophyta; Magnoliopsida; Fabales; Fabaceae. Bases 216 to 803 code for a protein of 195 amino acids.